UAGUGAGAUUGGAGGUGAACGGACGGCGGAGUGUGAGGCUGCGAGACUGAACUGAGACCAAGGGUGGAGCGUCGAGACAGAGGCCACGCGAGGAAGCUGCUCCCUUUGCUGCAACGCGACCCGCGACCUCACGAGGGAGGAGGUAUUUUUUUUUCAAAUUCUGCGGCUGGGCGGAGUUCCCUGCCAGUUACCACACGGCCGCGCCAAACGAGUUCGGGAAUGGAAAGAUGCCCGGCUUUCGGGAGUUAGACUCGCGAGCACAUCCUACGACUGGUGAGGACACGGUUAUCAGCAUUCUGAAGGUAUCCCGUAUUUGGGCCUCUACUAGGUAAAUGUCGACGCAUAUUCACCGAGGAUACAGCUACUCCUCAAGAAAGGCGAGCAACGAUUGAACCAGGGAAGAGAGCUGAUGUGCAGUCGAUGAAUCGGCGGCUGAGUCCAAUUGGGAUGCGGAGACACCAGACAAGGGAAUUUAUGUCUGGUUUGGCAGCAACAUUGAACAGAGCGCCGCUGUGGCAGUGUGUGUGUGUGUGUGUGUGUGUG
Gryllus bimaculatus (two-spotted cricket) is the source of this 543-nucleotide messenger RNA. Lineage: Eukaryota; Metazoa; Arthropoda; Insecta; Orthoptera; Gryllidae. The record is from the annotation of a GenBank genome assembly.